AUGCCGGAGGCCACUUUAUCUUCGUCUCCCUCUAAGCAUUUAACCUCAUGGUGGAGGUCGUUCAAGCAACGGGACGAAUCCAAUGAGUCUAGCUCAUCCCUUGCGAGUCGUCCGCAUCUGCCUCACAUGUCACAGUCCAGCAGUGCUAUCACGAAAGAGAGAAGUAUUUCCGACCCGCCUGUAGAGGUUUCGAACCAAGGACGCAAGGUUACGAUUCCGAGAGCAGUGCUAGAUUCACCUAUUUUCGGAGUGCCUCUUGCCACGUCAAUCAAGUACGCUAGCGUGAGAAUCUCGCUCACUGAUAAAGAAGGUGAAUCUUUCGUCUAUGGGUACGUUCCAGUGGUGGUUGCAAAGACUGCAAUGUUUAUCAAAAAAGAGGGCAAGACUGUUGAUGGAAUAUUCAGAGUUUCUGGCUCUACCCGAAGAGUUAACGUACUCAAGGACGUGUUCAAUCUUGCCCCUCGUUUCGGAAAAGAUGUCGACUGGCAGGGGUUCAAUGUCCACGAUGCGUCAAGCCUUUUGCGUCGUUACUUUAGUAGCCUGCCAGAAUCUAUUAUCCCCCUCAAAGGCUAUGACACGUUCAGAGCACCUAUUCUCGAGGCACCCCAGCUCAGAGCUUACAUGGAAAAUCAAGCAACUCUACUGAACCCCGCUUUGGCCGAAGGGGUUGAGGAGAUUCAUAUGGACUCGACUAUAGAGGCCCAAACUCAAGAGGCCAUUGUGAAAUAUCAAAGACUCAUUUUCACAUUGCCUCCAAUCAAUUUGCACUUGCUUGUCUAUCUGCUGGAUCUUUUGUCGGUGGUUGCAUCUAAUUCCGAGCUUAAUCGAAUGCCUGCCUACAAUCUAUCAGCGGUUUUCCAGCCGACAAUCCUUGCCAACCCGCAACACACGAAUGUUGAGGAGUAUCUAGUUUCUCGUCUUGCUGUCGAGUUCAUUAUUAUACAUGCGAGACCAAUUUUGCAGAAGGUCGAGGAACUUGCCCGCGAAGAGCAUGAGAAACUCAAGGAAUUGCAAGGAAAACCCCAAGCACAUACUAAAGAACCCGUGGAAGAGCAGCCACAGUUAUCGGUGCCCGAGAUCAUCACCCCCGCAGAAACACCUACUAAUGAAGAGGUAUUUCCAGCAAAGCUUACCGUGUCCGGGCUUCAAGAAGAUGCAAAUGAACCAUCGGAACCUAAACGCCACCGCAGGCGUCAUUCCAAGAGCCUGAGCUCAGUCCCUCCUGCAUCGAAUGACAGUAACCGUCAGCAACCAGGAUGGAAUCGACGCAAACCAACUUCCACGGAAGAGCCAACGAAUGAGAGCACCACAAGCUUGGCUGGAGCACAGAGUAGCACCACCACAGCAUCAUUCGAAGAAGGCGACGACGCAGUCGCUCCAAGGCCCCGAAAAGAAUCGCUCAAGUCGCGCUGGCGCCGUUCGCUCAUGAUUCUGAGGCCUAGUGACGAAGACGACUCAGCCGGUCUGAGUCCGAGCAUGAGCUGGUUCAAGGCUAAGAGAAACCGAGAUGACACUCCGCUCUCACAAUCACCCACCUCUUGA
Molecule: messenger RNA, 1542 nt
Organism: Wickerhamiella sorbophila
Lineage: Eukaryota; Fungi; Ascomycota; Dipodascomycetes; Dipodascales; Trichomonascaceae
Product: GTPase-activating protein SAC7
Exons: 1
Coding region: 1-1542 (513 amino acids)
Biological process (GO): regulation of fungal-type cell wall organization; activation of GTPase activity; signal transduction
Cellular component (GO): cell cortex
Molecular function (GO): GTPase activator activity
Source: RefSeq, a predicted model, not a curated record